This is a messenger RNA of Pelobates fuscus (common spadefoot toad), 788 nucleotides long. Its product is annotated as CD209 antigen-like protein C. Bases 1 to 750 code for a protein of 249 amino acids. The transcript is spliced from 9 exons. The record is from RefSeq and is a predicted model, not a curated record. Lineage: Eukaryota; Metazoa; Chordata; Amphibia; Anura; Pelobatidae. Gene Ontology annotation, molecular function: signaling receptor activity.
AUGCAGAAAUGCAGAAAUGCAGAAAGAAUGCAGAAAGAAAUGGAAAAUAUAUAUGGCAAUAUGGAUUAUAAUGAUAACCCAAGGGAUGAGAAGCAAACCAAAUAUGGGAAACUGGUACCAGUACUGGUGAUUGUCCUAAUUUUCAUGGUCCUAAUUUUGUUGAUCCUGCUGGGACUGCUGUUCAUGCACUAUACAGCUAUGUCUGGUAAACUAACAGAGAUAAAACAGAAUGUAUCCAGAAUCAAUAAUGACACUGUGCAGUCAAGAAUGAGUGUAUCCAGAAUCAUUGAUGACAUUGCACAGUUAAAGGAGAGUGUUCAAGUUCCAGACAGAAUAUUGGCAGACAUUAACACCAUAAAUGGAGAGUUGUCAAGGAUGUGCCCUCUUGGUUGGCAUAGAGAAAUCUACUCUUGCUAUUAUGUCUCAAAAAGCGAGAAGACAUGGGAUGAGGCAAGAGAUGAGUGUCAAAAAUUAAAUUCUCAGCUUACCACCAUUUCCAGCAGUGAUGAAAUGAAUAUUUUAAGCAAAAUUUAUGAGAACCAAGGGAGGUACUGGAUUGGACUUCGAAGGGAUAGAAACAAUAUUGAUGUCUGGAACUGGAUGGAUGGGACAGUGAUGACCUAUUCUAACUGGGACAAGGAUGAACCUAAUAAUGACAAAAACAAUGAGCACUGUGCUGAGACCAUGGCAGGACCUUGGAAUGAUCAAGAUUGUAAAACAAUGCAAAAAUUUAUCUGCAAGAAAGUGUGAAACUGUUGGGAGUCAUAUGUUUUCCUUAGAAACUAUAU